Messenger RNA from Hyalella azteca, 384 nucleotides. RefSeq lists its product as uncharacterized. Bases 1 to 384 code for a protein of 127 amino acids. The transcript is spliced from 3 exons. NCBI's taxonomy places the organism in Eukaryota, Metazoa, Arthropoda, Malacostraca, Amphipoda, Hyalellidae. The record is from RefSeq and is a predicted model, not a curated record.
AUGGCGCCUGAGCUCAACAGCAGCCAUAACAGUAACGUGCUGAGCUCACCAGCAGCCAAUAACAGUAACGUGCUGAGCUCACCAGCAGCCAAUAACAGUAACAAUGUGAGCUCAGCAGCAGCCAAUAACAGUAACAAUGUGAGCUCACCAGCAGCCAAUAACAGAAACAAUGUGAGCUCACCAGCAGCCAAUAACAGUAACGUGCUGAGCUCACCAGCAGCCAUAACAGCAACGCAUAACAGUAACAAUGUGAGCUCACCAGCAGGCCAUAACAGUAACGUGCUGAGCUCACCAGCAGGCCAUAACAGUAACAAUGUGAGCUCACCAGCAGCCAAUAACAGAAACAAUGUGAGUUCACCAGCAGCCAUAACAGUAACAAUGUGA